Mercenaria mercenaria is the source of this 3459-nucleotide messenger RNA. RefSeq names its product interleukin-6 receptor subunit beta-like. Lineage: Eukaryota; Metazoa; Mollusca; Bivalvia; Venerida; Veneridae. The transcript has 15 exons. Gene Ontology annotation, molecular function: protein binding. The coding region runs from base 282 to 1982 and encodes 566 amino acids. The record is from RefSeq and is a predicted model, not a curated record.
AAAAGACCAUUCAAUUGGGUUUUCCAAAUUUCUUUAAGCCACGAUUAUAAUAUGACAUAGUAGUAUGCAGGUCAUCUUUAUAAAAAAUCAGAUAAAUUGAUCGUAAUUUUGAGUGACUGUCACAAAUUUUGAAAAUAGUACAGGAAAUAAAUAUUUGUUAAAAGCAGUGAAAUAUAAAAUAAGGGAUGGACAUGUAUGAGAUUACAAGAUGGAAGGUUUGCCGGCAGAAAUGAUGCAAGAUGGGUACAGUGUAAUGGGCAUUAAAGCAGCUGGGCAUCAACAUGGCAUAUCAAUCAUGGUUUUUUAUCACGGCAGUAAUCUACAUGUAUUUGCAACACGGCCACGCGGAUGACAUUAAUGAUGAUCUCACGUGUGUUAUAAAGUAUGAUAAUUGGGUAUCGCCAGCAAGUGUAACAGUUAAUUGGACCAUACCACCUCUAACAGUAGACCCGGAAGAUUUAAAAAUAAACAUAACAUGGUACACCCUGCAAAAUACUGGUCCAUGUCCAGAAAUUAGGUUGACUUCAUGCACCUGGUAUUAUGGAUAUGCCAUGAACUUUUAUUUCAAUUUCAACGUGAGUGUCAUUAUAACCACAAAAACAGCCCAAGAAAGGAUAUUUAACAAGGAUUGGGACGUGGAUCCAGAUGCUUGCAGAAAACCUCCUGGUAUUGAUCACAUGGUGACAGAAUCAAUUAACAGCACAUGCGUGAAUGUUAGUUGGUGGUAUAACAAGACAUCAAAAUGUUCAUCUUUUGACGGCAAGUUUUAUCAAAUUUCUUAUGGAAGGAAAAUUCAGACAGAAUUUAAGACACAUGAUCCAGAAAACUCUACUCUAGUUACAGUGUGCAAUACCAGUCGAAUCAUUUGUAACCUUCAACCAUUUACCAUGUACGUAUUCGAUAUACAGGCCAAGUUCGGGGACUGGAAAGGCCAGAUAAGCGGGCAUUUCAGCGACAGCAAACUGACAACACUUACAACACUUGAAGAUGUUCCUGCUGGUGCACCAGAUAUGGCACGUGGAGGUUUCAGUGUGAUUGAAAAUAAAUGUACAAACGAAAACAUUAGAACAAUACGGAUUUAUUGGAAGGAUGUGCCUAGUCACCUGAAACAUGGAAUUAUUACACAUUUCUUAAUGGACAUAAGGGAACUACCUGAAUCAGGAAAGCCUGUUACCAAAUCAAUUCAUGGACAAAGUUAUAAUUAUCUUGUUACACUCAAAUGCAACACAAAAUACGAGAUAAGACUCCAGGCGGAAACCUCUGUCGGUAUUUCAUCUGUAUAUUCAUCUCUUUCCAUCCCUGAUACCACUCGAGAUUCUGAAAGAGCAAUAAAACAUGUCAUACCCGUCAUUGCAAAUGAAAGCUUCCACGUGUAUUGGCUGAAUGACAUUGAAGGUGACACCCAGUCGUCAGUGGAACACCGUGUGUUCUGGUGUUUGAAGAAUGUUGGCAAUCACUGUAUGUCUCCAAUCAACUGGACCAAGGUAUCAAACAACUCUUCUUUUGUCAGUGUCCCUGUGCAACAUUGGUCCCUGUCGCAUAACUAUCGGUUCGGUGUAGGAUAUGGGGAUACCGGAAUCACGUGGGAAAAUUGCCAUUACACACAGACUGAAGAUCUCCGACCUCCAGUAGGUUUAAGGCUCGAAUCUAACGCUGUGUCACCUGAUGGGUCAAUGUCAUUCUAUUGGGAUAAUUAUCCUUGUGAAAGUCAUCCGCCCAGCCCCUUUACCAACCAGUUUGUGAUAUCAUUUUGUACAGUUAAAGGCAAAAAUGACAAGACAUGCCUGGGUACACCUUCCAAAACAAUUGUUGAUGGCAGAAGAAAUGCAUAUGUUUUUACUGAUAUGGAUCCUGAUGAAGUGUACAUGAUAUGUCUACAAGCUGUAGGUAUAUCAAGCAAACAUUUUGGCAAUAGCUCUUGCACCACUGGUCAGCCAGCAGCACAGCGUAAGAAUUUAUUUUCCAAUUAUCAUUUUUGUUAGAAGGUCACGUACAGUUUAUUACGUGCUAUACCAUGAAGCAGGAAAACAGUUUGCAAUGAUGUAAUACAAAUUUACGUGGGGCACAGUAAAAGCCAAGUGCCUGUCUGAACAUCUUAGAUGCAAUAGUCUAUUCGUGUAUUUUGUAAUUUUGAGAUGAUUCAUUGUUCUAACAGGAUUAACAGGGGAUGUUACGAGCGUUGCACUUUUCAUUACCUCGCCGAAACAGACUAGAUGAAACCGAGGUUGUUUUUGUGCUACUUGAUUACUAUAUAUGCUUUUUAUGUAAAUAUGUUUUCUUUUUGUGUAAGAAGAAUAAGUUUAUAUAAUCAGAAAGGUAAUGAGUAUUUAAAAACUUCAUUUUUUUUCUUUUUUCUGUGAACCGGGAAAGGAUUAAAUCUAAUCUAGUCUAGCGUGUUUUUGUUUGAUUUUUACAGAUACGAUAUGGUCGAGUCCCCUUACCAUUGUGGUAUGUGUAAUUGCUGCUGCCGUUCUUCUCUCAUGUGCAGUAUAUGGUGCUGUAAAAUGCAAAAAAGAGUUAGUUAGGAAAUGCAAAAGAGAUUUUCAAAUCACUAUUCCGGAUGAUGGACCAGAAUUGAGUCGCCAAGAUGGUGACGUUCUUUUGCACGUAUACCAGGAGUUAGAUAACCAGCAUACCAGCAGCGCCAGUUUGCCAGACACUACACAAACACCUUUACUUGGUCGGAUAGACACUCUUUCCUCUCCACCGGCAAGGAAAGGGUCAAUUUAUUUUUAAUAUUCCUGCUCAAAUAUUGGACAAGACUUGUAUGUGUGUAAGUUACCCAAGAAAGCUAAACUAAAUGUUUCUUGUAACACCUGAAAAUACUCCUUUAUAGAAAUGAUGACUAUUGUCAUCUACACUGUUGUCCUAAUAACGAACAAUGAAUAUAGUGAACAUGCUUAAUUGAUUCUUGUCGCAUACAUCAUAUUUUUUUAAACUACGCAGUGGUUGCAAAUAUUGCUGUAGUGUCGCACACAACAAACAGAAAAACGGACGUUUAUCGUAAACGACGGCAACACAGCGUUCCUCGUAGCAAGCAUUUGUUGUGUCUAUGGAAGAGAAAACGUUUACAGUGUCUAGGAAUUGCAUCGUCGCCUUUGUCUACUUUAUUGUCUAUUGUAACUUAUUUUUUGUCAUUCAUUUUCAAAUUUUCAAAUAUGCUUUGUUUUCGCUUUUAUUCUAUCAUAGCAGCGUCUGCCGUCCAAAUUUAUAUUUCAUUUUUCUUUCUAUUUUUUCCGUUAUGUUUCACCUUAUUUGAUAUUAAUAUGGAAAUUUUUGCAUUACUUUUCUUUACAUUAUGUACCUAGAUUGGUGUAUUACACUAUUGAUUUUAUAUUGAAAUGUCUACACUUUGCUGGCAUUUUUAUCUAGUUUGACCUCAGGAAAUAAAGUCUUUGAAACACUGUCAUUAACACUAGUUGUCAUUAAAAAUUAACAUAUUUUCUUUUAUUAUUUUCA